This is a messenger RNA of Acanthosepion pharaonis, 2478 nucleotides long. Lineage: Eukaryota; Metazoa; Mollusca; Cephalopoda; Sepiida; Sepiidae. The record is from the annotation of a GenBank genome assembly.
AUGGAAAAAUCUCGACAACUGAAGAAACAGCUUGGGCUGAAGGCUAAGAAACCAUCUUUAGGUGAUGCAUUGUUUAAAGUUGCAUGGCUGAAGAAUAUCCAAGAGGUUUAUAAUCACAUUGACCCUUCCCAGUUGACUGAAGACUAUGGAGGAUUUUUGUCUUAUAAUCAUCAAGCUUGGUUCCAUUUCCAAAUGGAUAUUGGUAAUUUAGUAAGGAGAGCUCAUGACAUGGAGGGAAAAAUUCCUUCCUCCAGGGAUCAAAUUUUUCUGUUGCAAGAAUAUGAUGUCAUGGAUCUAACUUUGAAAGAAUUGGAGCAUCUUUUGCAGCAGUUGGAAGGAAAAUACCAUGGAAUUAUGCAGAAUCUUAACCUUGAAGCAACCAUUGAUGAGUGUCGAUAUGCAAUCAACAGACUUGAGCAACCAGAAAAUGACCCUGUCCUUGCUCAGAUCUCCUCCAUUCUCUUGUUCACAACCAAAGUCGAUCUUUGUCAGCUUUACAAUUAUUUUCUCAGCACCAAAAAAGAACUCGCUCAAAUAUGGCAAGAGGUGAACUAUAAUAUUGAAAAAUUACGUCAGUAUCUGAUAUGUAAGGAGAAAACCAACCAGCUUUGUCUUGAGAUUGCUGAACAGUAUGAACUUCGAAUAGCACAGCAUCCGAUUGUUGGGAAAACGCUCAAUGAAGCUCAAAUGUGUAGCAUUCAUUUUGAAUCUUCUUUGUACAAACCAGCCAAGGAGUUGUUAACCAGAGCGACUGAAAUCCUAGAGGAAAUGCAUCGUAUUCAGUUACCAAAGAUAUCCAAUGACAAUUCCGAUCCUGGCUUCUUGGCUGAAUUUACCAUCACGAUUCAAAUGUUUGCUGAAACACUUGACAACAUCUACAAGCAGUACACAAAUAUCAUUUAUUUUUAUUUGGUUUUUGAAAAAUGCCUGGUCUGGUACCAGAAAGUUCUUCAUUUCUUACCCAUUAGCCUAAAUAAACUGUUGAUCAGUGUCCAAGAAGCACCGUCCACUACCUCUUCUUCAUCAUCCACUUCAUCAUCAGGUUCUGUUGACAGACCCCAAGCUAAGGUUGAACCAAUUCCUGAGGAGUGGCCUAAACUGGUGGGCAUGAUCCACAGUAGGUACCCAGGACCUAAGAAAGAACAUUUGGCUAUUCUAAAUUCAACAGCCCCACCUAACAUUGACUGUGAUGCUAGAGGACAUUCAGCUCUUUUGGCACACAGAAUUCAACUGCUGACAGCUGUGCUUCAGAAAAGCUUGUUCCGCAGACAUCAACUUCAGAAAGCCAUGCAGUGGAAAGAUGUUUUACUUGCUGGCGAUGAUAACAUUGUCAAUUAUUACUUAGCGCUAAAUAGCAGCUUCCCUCAGUUAAACUGCGGGCAUAAUAAUUUGCUUCGACUACAAGAUGAAUAUCUUUCCCAUUCAAUGCAUAACUUGGGUAGAGAUGAAGUUAUAUAUGACAAACUCAGUGACACCGUCUCUUUGACUAAGGAGCAUGACAGUUACCCAAAUUUAAAUCACCCAGAAAAUUUGUUGGCCAACACUGCAUCUAGGGCCUACAAUAAUCCACCAUGGAUUCCAUCAAACUUUGUCCACCGUCCACAUAGCAAGGACUGCCCUGGUCGCCCUCCGUCCCCCAUGGCAGAGUGGAUGAAUUGCUGUGGUGCUGCUGAUGUAUUGGCUGAAGACUUUAACACUGUUAGUUUGUAUUCUUCUUCAUGGGACAAAAGUGAAUCAGAACAAUUAGAUGAUCUACAAGAAAUAACCAAAGAUGAAUCAUUUGAUUGCCAGUUUUAUGAGCAACAGCAAGAAGAAGUUCGGUCCAGCCUGCAGAGAACGGAGAAAAUACUCUUGGAACAAGAACGUCUUUUAUACUCUCACAUGAUGCCUAAAGAAGAAGACCCGACACUCAUGACUGAUGAUCUGUUCAGUCACUGGAGUAACGACUCAGCUUAUGUUGGAGACAGUGAACAUUUGUGUCCAUCAAUCAUAUCCAACACUCAAGGGUCUUCUCCUUCCUCUGAUUGUGGCUUUGUUGGCCGAGACAGUAACAGCCCAGAUUUUUUAGAGACAACUGACCAAGAAACAGAACUUUACAAUAUACCAAAACCAGUCAGCAAUCUCCAAGAUGAUGGACAAUGGCCAACUGAUGAUGAGCCUGAAAGAGAGACCCAGUCUCCAAGUGAUGAAGCCAAGGAAUUGUAUGCAAAUACCAGAAACAGUAAUGAAAAGAAUUGCAAAGAAUCCAGUGCCAAGCUAAAGGAAAAGCGGAAUCACUCAGAGUCAUCGAUGACCAAGAUCUCAAAAUCAGAAAUACGAAGCAAGGCUGAAAAACACCACAGUAAAACAACACCGGUGAAGCUCUCAAUUUUCCAAACCAAUUCCACCUCACAAGCGGAUAACUUUUCAUCUAUCUAUCUAUCUAUCUAUCUAUCUAUCUAUCUAUCUAUCUAUCUAUCUAUCUAUCAUUGGGUAUAA